Messenger RNA from Naegleria gruberi, 645 nucleotides. RefSeq lists its product as uncharacterized. NCBI's taxonomy places the organism in Eukaryota, Heterolobosea, Eutetramitea, Acrasida, Naegleriidae. The record is from RefSeq and is a predicted model, not a curated record. Bases 1 to 645 code for a protein of 214 amino acids. The transcript has a single exon.
AUGACUUCCAUUCUUGCCUGCAAAGCUGGUGAAGAUUCAUUAUUUCCCUAUCUUAGCGUAAUGCCACAAUGGCUCAUUCAGGCAAUUUCUUUAUAUGGUAAUGCAUUGUGGAUAUUAGCUGAAUUGAAUUUGGUAACAGAGACAGUUGUUUCUCUCGGAUAUUGGGCCAUUCUCGUACCAACAAGCAAACCAAGUGCUGCAAGACUAGUAACUCUUGUGAAUUUAACAACCCACUUGUUCUGUUGGGUUGCCUCCAUGAUUGAAAACUUGAAUUCGGAUUUUUACUUAAAGUUUUGGCAUAUUUUCUUGGUGGGAAUCUUUUGCCCAUGUUACUUACUCUUUGUGAUUGGAUUGAGAGAGAGCAGCAUUAUUACAAGUAUGCCUUAUGGAGCUAUAUUGGAUUAUUAUCAAGGAACAUUUGCCAUACUCUUUCACAUGGUUUUCAUACUGGCCUAUUAUUUCUUCUUUACCUUUUAUUUUACUGUUUCAACAGUGAUCAAGAAGCAACUUGCAGUUUUACUAAGUGAUGACGUUAUUAAGCAAGUUGCCUCUAAAAGUGAAUUUAUGAUACAUAUUGGUCUAUUCUACAAUGGUUCUGGUGACCAACACAAGAGUCAACAAGCCAAUUCCUUUGAUAACCUAUGA